CGCCGCCCGGCCCCGCUGCCGCCCGCGCAUCCUUCAGUCUGAUUUGAAUGAAGUACCCUAAAGUAAGGCUCCUCUCCAGCAUUCCCAUCCACAGGCCUGGACAAGAUGCCAAAGCAGGAAAACGGCCAAAAAGGAGACUCUGUCAUCCAGAAUGACCUCAGUGAGUCAUUUGAAGAAGAAGUUAGAGCCUUCCUCAGUGAUGAAGAGAAACUGCACCUUUUUGAUGACCUCACCAAAGUUAAUCCAGUGACAACCACGACAGUUCUGAGAUGUCUUCAAGCAAGAUACAGAGUCAACUUGUUUUACACCAAUGCUGGCUGCAGCCUCGUGGCUUUAAAUCCAUUCCAGCCUUUCUCCUGCCUCUAUUCCCCUGAGCUUAUGAGAGAGUACCAUGUUGCACUUCGUCCUCAGGAUUUAAAACCUCACAUCUUUGCAGUGGCUGAGCAAACCUACAGAAACGUCCAAAACCAGAUGGACCCUGUGAACCAGUCUAUCAUUGUGAGUGGGGAAAGUGGUGCUGGGAAGACCUGGACCUCUCGCUGCCUCAUGAAGUUCUAUGCCUCUGUUGCUGCUUCAGUUAUCUCCCCAAAAGGCAAUGAAACUGUGGAAAGGAUAGAGAGGAGAGUGUUGGACUCCAACCCUGUCAUGGAAGCAUUUGGCAACGCGUGUACCCUGCGGAAUAACAACAGCAGCCGCUUUGGGAAGUACAUCCAGCUCCAGCUAGACAGAUUCCACCAUCUGAGCAGUGCUUCCAUUCAGACUUUCCUUUUGGAGAAGACCAGAGUUGCCUAUCAGGCCCCCAAUGAAAGAAACUUUCAUAUUUUUUAUCAGAUCACAAAAGGUGCUACUGCAGAGGAGAGGCUGGAAUGGAACCUUCCAGAAGGGGCUGAGUACCGCUGGCUGCCAAAUCCUGAAAGAAACUUGGAUGAGGACAGCUUCGAGGUGACCAGAGCUGCCAUGUGUCACCUGGGCAUCGAGCGCUGCACGCAGAGCAAUGUUUUCAAGGUAUUGUCAGGCCUUCUCCACCUUGGGAACAUCCAAUUCUCUAAUCCAGUGGAUGAAUCUCAGCCUUGUGACCUGGAAGACAAAACCAAAGGUUUUGUGAAGACCACUGGAGAUCUGCUGAAGAUCCCUGUGGAGGAACUACUGGAAUCCUUAAGAAUUCGGACAAUAACUGCUGGGAAACAGCAGCAGGUGUUCAAGAAGCCCUGCUCCAGAGCUGAGUGUGAGACCAGGAGGGACUGCCUGGCCAAAGUCAUCUACGCCAGGUUGUUUGAGUGGCUCGUUCUGGUCAUCAAUGAGAGCAUCUAUGCAGAUCCAUCGGUGUGGACCAGCUUCAUAGGCCUGUUGGAUGUUUAUGGUUUUGAAGCCUUCCCUGAAAACAACCUGGAACAGCUCUGUAUUAACUAUGCCAAUGAGAAACUGCAGCAGCACUUUGUAGCACACUACCUGAAGGCACAGCAGGAAGAAUAUGCAGCUGAAGGCCUGCAGUGGUCAUUCAUAAACUACCAGGAUAACCAGAACUGCCUUGAUCUCUUAGAGGGAAACCCUCUCAGCAUUUUUUCCUUGCUGAACGAGGAGUGUCGCCUGAACAGACCCUCCAACCCCGCCCUGUUCCAGGCUCGGAUUGAGAAAGCCUUGUCUAGUAACCAGUGUUUAAGUGGAGACAGGUUUAGUAAGAAGCCCAACUUCAUCAUCUCACAUUAUGCUGGCAAAGUCUGCUACCAGCUGGCAGCAAUGGUGGAGAAAAAUAAGGAUGCUGUUCCACCAGAGCUGGUCCAUGUUUUGCAGAACUCUAAGGACUCUCUGCUUCAAAAAUUAUUUCCUGUGACAGAAAACAACCAGAAUAACAUCAAAACCCAGAACAGAGCACCUGUUGUUACAGUGGUGUCCAAGUUCAAGAGCUCCCUGGAACAUCUCAUGCAGAUUUUGAACAGGACCACGCCACACUACAUCCGCUGCAUCAAACCCAAUGCUGACUGCAAGGCCAGGACUUUUAAAAGAGAAGAGGUUCUCAGCCAGCUGCAGGCAUGUGGAAUAGUCGAAGCCAUCACCAUCAGUGCAGCAGGAUUCCCUGUCAGGAUCCCCUUCCAACGUUUCACUGAGCGCUACGAGAUCCUGAGAAAGUCCUGUGGGCCCAGUAAAAGAAGAGUGUGUGAUAAAAGCAACUCUCACACUGCUGAGGAAAAAGGCGAGACUCCAGUGAUGGAUGAAGACAAAGCAUCACGUUCUGCUGUUCUUGAGAUCCUGCAGAACGUUGUUAUGGGACAAACCACUGCUGAGCAAACAGGGAGUGGAGCAGGAACUCCCUCAGUGUACUGUGGGAAGACCAAAGUAUUCCUGGCCAGUUCUGUGCUGGAGCUACUGGAAGCCAGGAGAGCAGAGGUGUUAAAUGAGAAAGCAUUUUGCAUCCAGUGUUGCUGGAGGAGGUUUAAGCAGAAGAAGUUUGCCAAGGAAAAACAGUCUGCAACUGUCAUCCAAGCAGGUAACUCCACAAAAAUGUGGCUGGAACAACAGAACAAGGAACAUUUCCAGUUAUAUUGGGGGAUUAAAGUGGCAGGGGCGGUGAAGUGCCACCUCUCACACUGUGUGCCAGAGCUCCUGAGAUUGCUUGUACUCAGCUUUGUUUCCACUGAAUCCUCAGCUGUCCGUUCCUGGCUGGCCAGGAGUCGGUUCCGAAGGAUGCGCGGGGCUGCCAAAGUCAUCCAACGUGGCUGGAGGAGAUGGAAGGCAAAAAUGGCCGCGUUGGCAGCGGCAGAACUGGAUGAGGGGGAAGGGGAGGAGUUCCCAGCUCCUGGAGCCACGGUGAUCCCGGCCAAACUGCCUUGUUCUUUGGACACAGCGUGGCCUGGGCAGGCCAUUGUCCAGUUCUGGCCCCUGGGCCUUGUCCUGGCUGCUGCCCCUGUCACGGCCACGGGGCCCCGCAGGGACCUGGCGCUGCUGGGCUGGCUCGGAGGGCUCCAGGAGAGCGGCUGCUCCAGGCUGGAGGGCCCUUCCCUGGGCUGUGGCAUCGCUUCCAUCAGAGCUCUCCCACAGGGCUCUGUCAGGUUCCACUGCAGGAAGUCCCCCCUGCACUAUUCCAACGUCAGCCCCCACAGGGAUGCCUGUUCCAUCACGGGAUUCAACCAGAUUCUGCUGGACAGAAAGGAACUCCUGCCCACAUAGGCCUGGCCCCUGCACACCUCUGCCUUCAGGGAAGGGCUCUCUGCAAGCUGCUGCUUUCAAAUCACUCAACGGCCACAUCUGCUGCUACCUCAGAGCUUCCACCUCGAUGCCUUGUACGUAAAAUACAAUGUAAUGUAAUAUAGGUCAAAUUUGGGGGGUUUGGGGGCCAUUCCUCCACACAGGCACAUGUUACAGGACAUAUCAGCACUAGGAGAACAAUCAACUAAACCAGAUCAGGUGCUUUAAGCAAUAAAUACUUGAACUGAACGCUGCUGGCACUACCUGGAGAAGCAAGAGGCUGGUCAUGAGAGAGCAAAUAAUGCAAAUAUUCCUGAUUCCUGCUGGGUUCUCAGAGGUACAACCCUCCUGACUGACCACCAGUGUUCCCCAACACUGGCACACUUCUGACUGACCGAGGGAGGGAGGAGCAGCCAACGUAACACGGAGGGCAGAUGUCUCAGGGAAAAGCAAGACUGGGCUCUUGCUUUUUUUCUCUCUAUGACCAAAAUAUAUGAGCUCUCACAGCUGCCAGGCGUUUCCAGAGCUCCCCAAACAGCACUGCCCUGCCCACGGUCUCAUCAGAGGUGCUCUGUACCGUCCUUUUCUUGCUCAUGGGUCUCGAAAAUGUUCAGCUCCUCUGUGUAUGUCAUUUUAAAUAAACUGCUCAGCGCCUUGUCAAGGUGUCUGGCCAUCCCAAACAA
Messenger RNA from Pipra filicauda (Wire-tailed manakin), 3866 nucleotides. RefSeq names its product myosin XIX (gene MYO19). Gene Ontology annotation, molecular function: ATP binding; microfilament motor activity; actin filament binding. The record is from RefSeq and is a predicted model, not a curated record. Gene Ontology annotation, biological process: vesicle transport along actin filament; actin filament organization. The transcript is spliced from 24 exons. Gene Ontology annotation, cellular component: myosin complex; cytoplasm; vesicle. NCBI's taxonomy places the organism in Eukaryota, Metazoa, Chordata, Aves, Passeriformes, Pipridae. The coding region runs from base 106 to 3165 and encodes 1019 amino acids.